CUCUCUCUCUCUCUCUCUCAGAGCCAUGCAAGCUUCUCCUGGCUUCUCCUCCACCGCCAUCACCUCUGCUCCUGAAUCACCUGCUCCUACUAAACUUCACCCACCGCCAUCCAAACUUCUCAUCCAAACAUCAAACCCACCACUCCCCCUCAAACUUAUUGCUCCAUUAACCUCUCCCCUUGCAACUAAAUGGCCUUCUCACCUCAACCCACUUCAGAAACUCGCUGCCUCUGCCCUAGACAUGGUUGAGUGCUUCCUGAUCCACCGAUUGGACAACAAACACACCCUCCCCAAGCCCCUCGACCCCGCUGUUCAACUUGUUGGCAACUUCGCCCCAGUUCGGGAGUGUCCUGUUCAGCACGACCUCCAGGUGCUGGGUCAGCUUCCGCCAGCUCUCCGUGGCGUCUACUUGCGAAACGGCGCCAAUCCCAUGCUCUCUCCAGCCGGUGGUCACCACCUCUUCGACGGUGACGGCAUGAUACAUGCUGUUACCUUGGGCCCAGGCAACAGAGCCAGCUACAGCUGCCGGUUCACCCGCACGAGCCGGCUGGUGCAGGAAGCCGCAUUAGGAAGGCCGCUGUUUCCCAAACCGAUCGGUGAGCUGCAUGGCCACUCUGGGAUAGCUCGGCUGGCGCUGUUCUACGCCCGCGCCGCAGUAGGCUUGGUGGAUGGAUCACGAGGCACAGGUGUCGCAAAUGCUGGCCUCGUCUAUUUCAACGGUCGGCUUCUCGCCAUGUCAGAGGAUGACCUGCCCUACCACGUGAAGAUCAAAGGCGAUGGAGACCUGGAGACCACCGGACGCUUCGACUUCUCAGGACAGAUGGACCGUCCGAUGAUAGCGCAUCCCAAGGUGGACCCCAUAACAGGGGAGCUUUUCUCUCUCAGCUACAACGUGGUGAAGAAGCCCUACCUCAAGUAUUAUAAGUUCGGCACGUGCGGAGAAAAGUCACGUGAGGUAUCGAUUUCCCUCCAACAGCCCACGAUCAUCCACGACUUCGCUUUAACGGAGACCUCCGUGGUGAUCCCAGACCACCAGGUGGUUUUCAAACUAUCGGAAAUGGUUCGGGGCGGCUCACCUGUUAUCCACGACCCGAAUAAGAUCUCCCGCUUCGGAGUCCUACCCAGAAACGAUCCCGACGAAUCCAGAAUUCAGUGGAUCGACGUCCCCGACUGCUUCUGUUUCCACCUCUGGAACGCCUGGGACGAGCGCUCCAGCUCCGGUGACAGAAUCGUGGUGGUGAUUGGGUCGUGCAUGAGCCCCGCAGACUCGAUCUUCAAGGAACGGGUCGACCCGCUUCGGAGCGAGUUAUCGGAGAUCAGACUGAACUUAACGACGGGAGGGUCAAGCCGGCGGGUAAUAGUGGCGGGGAUGAAUCUGGAAGCGGGGCAAGUGGACAAGCGCCGGCUGGGAAGGAGAACACGGUACAUAUACCUGGCGAUAGCAGAGCCAUGGCCCAAAUGCUCGGGCAUGGCGAAGGUAGAUUUGGUGACCGGAGAGGUAACCAAGAUGAUGUACGGCGAGGGAAGGUUCGGUGGGGAGGCGUGUUUCGUGGGGGAGGAGGAAGGAGGAGAAGGAGAAGGGUGGUUGAUGAGUAUAGUGAGGGACGAGAAGAGGGAGAGGUCAGAGCUAAUCGUGGUGGAAGCUGACGACAUUAAGCAGGUGGCUUCGGUCAGGUUGCCGACCAGGGUUCCCUACGGCUUUCAUGGGACUUUUGUUGAUUCUCAACAAUUGAGGGCACAGCGUGUCUGUUAAUAAUAUCAUAAGUUGCUAACUUUCUAUUAUAAAAACGUAUAUAAAUGGGUGAGUGAAGUUUUGUGGAUUAUUAUUAUUA
Vitis vinifera (wine grape) is the source of this 1832-nucleotide messenger RNA. RefSeq names its product 9-cis-epoxycarotenoid dioxygenase NCED6, chloroplastic. Gene Ontology annotation, biological process: carotene catabolic process. NCBI's taxonomy places the organism in Eukaryota, Viridiplantae, Streptophyta, Magnoliopsida, Vitales, Vitaceae. Gene Ontology annotation, molecular function: carotenoid dioxygenase activity. The record is from RefSeq and is a predicted model, not a curated record. Gene Ontology annotation, cellular component: chloroplast stroma. Bases 26 to 1753 code for a protein of 575 amino acids. The transcript has a single exon.